Molecule: messenger RNA, 4116 nt
Organism: Fusarium subglutinans
Lineage: Eukaryota; Fungi; Ascomycota; Sordariomycetes; Hypocreales; Nectriaceae
Product: ankyrin repeat
Exons: 4
Coding region: 1-4116 (1371 amino acids)
Biological process (GO): nucleoside metabolic process
Molecular function (GO): catalytic activity; protein binding
Source: RefSeq, a predicted model, not a curated record
AUGCCACAAGGACAAUCGAGUGCUGAUGACACAGUGGGGCAGAAGAGAAAGACCACUGAGAACCUCGACCAAUCCACGGCUAAGAAGCCAAAGAGCAGCGAUGCUCUGACGCACAAUGACUACACUGUGGGCUGGAUUUGCGCGCUACCUAAAGAGCUUACUGCAUCUAUCGCGAUGUUGGAUGAGAAACACCCGGGCCUACCAAAACCUCGGACAGACAGCAAUGCAUACACUCUUGGCUCUAUUGCAGGCCAUAACAUUGUUAUGGCUUGUCUGCCUAAAGGUAUUACAGGGAAUGUUUCAGCAGCAACAGUUGCCCGGAAUAUGGCAAACAAUUUCCCUUCUAUCAAGAUUGGCCUGAUGGUUGGUAUUGGGGGCGGCGUUCCAUCCAACAAAGUUCGACUUGGAGAUGUCGUGGUCAGCACGCCCACCAGUACCUUCGCAGGUGUUGUGAAGUGGGACUUCGGCAAGCAUCAUGAUAAUAAGGAUGAUUUUGAACGCACCGGGGCACUUGAUCAUCCCCCCCAGUCGCUCCUCACAGCUUUGACACUCUUGGAAGCACAGCAGAAUCUAGAAGGGACUAGAAUUCCGAGUUAUCUGGAAGAAGUGAAAAAGAAGUGGCCAAUGCUCGCUUCGAAGUUCUUGAGAAACGAUUCACUCAAAGAUGUGUUGUUCAAGGCGGGUUACAACCAUGUUAAAAAGGCGACCUUGGGUGGAGAAGCAGGAGGACAUGAAAGUGACGAUGAAGACGAAGACGAGGAGCAUGAGAGCUGCCACUUAUGUGACAAGUCGAUGACGGUAAAGAGACCUCCUAGGGACAUGGCCGUUCACUAUGGGCUUAUUGCAUCAGGUGACGGGCUUAUCAAGGGUGCCACUGCCCGAAAUAAGCUUAAUAAGGACCUAGGAGGACAUGUCCUCUGUAUCGAAAUGGAGGCAGCAGGGGUCAUGAAUCACUUCCCUUGCCUUGUUAUUCGAGGUAUCUGCGAUUAUGCAGAUUCUCAUAAGAACAAGGACUGGCAAGAGCAUGCAGCUAUUGUGGCGGCCGCGUUCGCAAAGGAACUUCUGCAACAUGUCCAGGCAGACGAUAUACAGAGGGAACGUCCAAUAAAGGACGUAAUUCAAGAUGUUCAUUCAGUCGUAUCCGAAACACGAGAAGAUGUCAGGCAGAUCAAAUCUAUGCACAUAGACAGCCAUAAAGCCCAAAUCCUUAAAUGGCUCACGAUAUCUGACUACGCUUCAGAGCAGUCAAAGUUCAAAAACCAAAGGCAAUCUGGAACUGCCAAUUGGUUUUUUGAGGCGGAAGAAUUUCGCACCUGGAUAGCCACAUGCGGGCAAACGUUGUUUUGUCCAGGUAUUCCAGGUGCAGGGAAAACAAUUCUGGCAUCAACUGUGAUUGACCACAUUGAAUCAACCUCCAAAGAUGAUCUCAGCAUUGGCCUGGCGUAUAUCUAUUGCAAUUUCCAACGAUAUGACCUCCAAAACCCAGAUGAGCUAUUGUCAAUUCUCCUGAAACAGCUUCUCGCAAAGUUGCCUUCGUUACCAGUCGAUAUUAACAGUUUUUAUACUUCCCAUAUGGAGAGGGCAAAGCGCCCAGAAAGGCAAGACAUCUUCAAUGCGCUACAAAAUGUUGUUGCACAGCAUUCCAAGGUGUAUAUCAUUGUCGAUGCCUUGGACGAAUACGGGCCAAGCGGAAGAUCACGCGAAAGCUUCCUCAGUCUUCUACGCGAGCUCCAGCGGAGACAUAAGAUUAACGUAUUAAUGACAUCGCGGUUCGAUAUGACAAUCAUCGCAGAGAUUGACAAUAUCUUUGGAAAUGUGAUAAAAUUAGAGAUUCUGGGAUCCAUGGAAGAUAUAGCACGAAGCUUAAAGGACGACAUCAUAAAGAAAAUCUCCGAGUCUGCAAAGGGAAUGUUUCUGUUGGCACAGAUAUACUUAAAGCUCCUAAGUUACAAGACGUCAGAGACCGAGAUGCGACGUCAGUUAACAGCCUUCCAGAAGCAUGGAUAUGAAGACGGAAUAGCCGACGCAUUGACUCAAGCAUACAAAGAGACAAUGGACAGAAUCAACCAACAACAGCCAGAUCACAUUAUACUUGCCAAAAAGGUGCUCUUUUGGAUCGCACGCGCCAAGAGAGAACUGACUAUCCAAGAACUCCAACAUGCUCUCGCAAUGAGCUCAGUGCAGUGUGAACCUUGCGAAGCAGAUUUGCCAUUCGACGAGACAUUGGUUACAGUGUGUGCCGGGCUUGUUGCUGUCGAUGAAGCCAAGAAAACUAUCCAGCUAGUUCACUACACUGUGCAAGAAUACAUCAACCAAAGACCUUGCCAGUUGCUUCCAGUUACGGAACUAGAUAUUGCGCGAGCCUGUAUCGCGUAUCUCUCAUUCAGCUCGUUUAAAGGAGGCUACUACGAUAGUUGGGAUGACAUGGAAGAUCGACUGAAGCCGUACCCAUUUUACCAUUACGCAGCUAAGAAUUGGGGGCAUCAUGCUCGUGAUUCAUCGAUCUCUGUCGACGAAAUUAUAGAGCAUUUCAUUCCUGGGACACAGCUCAUGAAAUCGGUCUGCGUACUCCUGGUCAGAGAAUCAUCAAUAUCAUACAUGAAGUAUUGUCCAAACCCACCGAGGUCAACGUCGAGACUUCAUAUCGCGGCAUAUUUUGGACUUGAGAACAUCGUUCAGAAGCUUCUUUUAACAUGCUCUCAAGCAGAUCUGACCGACGAUUACAACAGAACUCCACUAUCAUAUGCAGCUGAGCAGGGAUAUGAAACUGUCAUUGAAGUAUUGAUCAACAAUGGAGCUGAUAAAGAUUCACGGGGUACUGACAAAUUCCAACAUGAAGGAAGGACACCCUUAUCCUUUGCUGCAGAGAAAGGUCACGAGGCUGCCGUUCUGACAUUGAUCAACCGGGAGGCAUGCCUACACCUCGCGUGUGGUACCGUAUUCGAGGGGGGAUGGACGCCACUUUCAUACGCUACUCGAUGUGGGCAUAAGGCUGUAGUGAAGCUGUUGUUAGAAUCGGGUGCUGAGUUGGAAUUCGACAACUCAGGGCGGACAGCCCUAUCACAUGCAGCGGAAAAGGGACACGAGGAUAUUGCAAGCCUCUUCCUGCAACGCGGAGCUGACCCUGAUCUUCGUAUGACUCGGUCUGAACAUUUUGGACGAACAGCGCUUUCAUUUGCUGCUCAAAAUGGGCACCAAGACAUUGUACAGUUGUUACUUAAUGCGAGCACAAAUGACUUUUUCUCUGCCGAUCGAAGGGGGAUCAGCCCCCUGUCAUAUGCUUCAAUACGAGGCCAUGAGUCUAUUGUCGGUCUGUUACUCGACCAAGGGGCCAAUCCAAAUCCUCAACCACAGCCUAUGGGCAAGUAUCGGAGCUCACAGUCUCCGGAUACACCUUUAUCAUUUGCUGCUUCAAACGGCCACGACGCCAUUGUCCACCUACUAUUAAAAAGGGGUGCCAAUGUCGAUUCUGGUAGAGAAAGAACGCCGUUGUCAUUUGCAGCUGGAAAUGGACACCCAUCUGUUGUUGAGCUUCUGCUACAGCAGGAUGCAAUAGUGGACUCGAGGGCAGAGGGUGGUAAUAGAAAACGUAGUGGGAGGACACCACUUUCAUAUGCGGCAAGUAAUGGGCACCUUGAUGUCGUCCGAAUGCUACUUUAUAAAUGGAAAGCCAAUAUCGAUGCUGCAGAUGAUAAUGGCCGCACACCUCUUUCAUAUGCGGUAAGUAAUGGGCACCUUGAUGUUCUCCGAAUGCUACUCUAUGAAUGGAAUGCCGGUUCCGAUGCUGCAGACGAUGUUGGCCGUACACCUCUUUCAUAUGCUGCACAAGAUGGGUACGCUGGCAUUGUGCAGGAGUUGGUCAAAACAGGAGCCAAUCUGGAGGCUAGGAGCACCAGCACUUACUGGGACCCAGGGCAAACCCCGCUGCAUUUUGCGGUAAGAUCUGGAGAUUGUGAGACUGUUCGGGUAUUGGUUGAGAGCGGAGCCGAUGUUAACUCUGAGGACGAUGAAGGACGAACACCAUUCUUUUGGGCAAUGCGUUCUGGUAGCACUAGAUUGAUUAGAACACUGCAGGGAAAUAACGCUGCGAAAAGAGCACCCGAUUUUAAACAUUAG